GACAUCCACCUCACACUGACUGACACACAUAAAAGGGAUUUCGACACAGGCACUGACUGCCAAUCAGUGUUGCUGUGUCUAGAUACAGAGGAACAGCUGAUUCUUGCAGUUGUGCAGCUGCUGCUCCUCCUAGUCUGUGUUCGGGGUACAGAGUGAAAGACAAGAAGAACAAAAAGAGGAACAGGAAAACAAGAAGAACGAAGUAGAGCCAUGCCGCAGAACGUGCUGCUGGAAGGGCCUGCCCCAUGGGGAUUUAGACUUUGUGGUGGCAAAGAUUUCAACCAACCUCUAACCAUCAGCAGGGUGACUCCGGGCAGUAAGGCUGCGCUGGUCAACCUGUGUCCAGGAGACGUCAUCCUGGCUAUUGAAGGAGUCCCAACAGAGGGAAUGACUCACGCUGAGGCUCAGAACAGGAUUAAAGACUCCAGUAAUCAGCUUUGCCUUAAAAUAGAGAGGCCUCAAACUAAACUCUGGUCUCCACAAGUCAUGGAAGAGGGCAAAGCACAUCCAUUCAAAGUCAAUCUGGAAGCAGAGCAACAAGACCUUGGCUAUUUUGAACACCAGUUUAAUGUCAGGCCAAAGCCCUUCAUACCUGGGGGUCAGCGCAGAGAUAACACAUCCCAGAGGGUGACACCGAAUGUAGUGCAGGGAACUGCACCAGUUACUAAUCGCAGUCAGGCUGAAGCCCUGGCACGUACCACUCAGUAUAACUCCCCCAUUAACAUGUAUUCAGAUGCCAGUCUAUCAGAAGCUCUACAGCACACUCAGUUAUCUGCUGUAGCUGAUAAACCAGCAACCAGCAGAAAACCCCUCAAGUCUAUUGAGGACUCUGAUGUGUACCGAAUGUUGCAAGAGGACCAUGAAACUGCUCAUGCACCUCGCCAGUCCGGCUCCUUCAAGGCCCUGCAGGACUACAUAGAUAGUGAUGGUACAAAGCCUAUAGUAACCAGAAGUGUCAAAGCUCCAGUGACGAAGCCCCAAGCAGGCCCCGCCACACUACAGAAACUGCCUCUGUGUGACAAAUGUGGCAAUGGCAUAGUAGGUACUGUGGUCAAAGCCCGCGACAAGUUCCGGCACCCUGCCUGCUUUGUAUGCUCUGACUGCGGUUUAAACCUGAAGCAGAAAGGAUACUUCUUUGUGGAGGGACAGCUGUAUUGUGAGAAUCAUGCUCGAACCCGAAUGAGACCUCCAGAGGGACAUGACCUGGUCACCGUGUACCCUAAUGCUUAAAAGACACCACUGCUCCAGUCUUCACUGCCUAUUGGUCCUGCAAUCCAUUGAAGCAUGUAGGAAUGUUUGCUUCUUGUUGAAACUUGGUCUGGCAUGUCUGCUCUGAGGGAAAUAUUUAUGUUUUGUUACUAGAUGGGACUCUUUUACGCCAAAGAGAACCCUUGCUUGAGAGUUUCAGUGCCUUAGAUAGGCACAAAAUGAGAGAGAGCAAAAGAUCGAACAUACUUUAGCCUCAUUUCUGUAGUGUUGAGUACAGAGUUAAGUACAGUAGUGUUGAGUUGUUGAGUUAGAAUUGCAAAACCUAUUCUUUCAGGUGUAACCUUUUGAUUCUUUUAAAAUGACAUUGUUUUCCAUCAAAUAUGCACAUCAUAUUUAUUUGUUUCAGAUUUUUUACUUAACUAACUAAACUAACUCAGUUCUUAACAUUGACAAAUUAAUGCAAUUGCCAAUGUAAGAAAAGCCAAAAAACUGCAAUGUCUUGAAAAAAACUAAGUAAAAAGUUUUUUAAAAGGAUAGACAAUUUGUAUACAGGUUAAGAUAGUAGGGAUAUCAAUAAUAUUAAUUCUUUCAAAGACAUUGCAAUUUGUUUUUACCAAUUCCUAGAAAUCAAUAUACCUGUACACAGCAGAGGUCGGUGGCCGGCCCUCAAAUAGGUUGUUUAGCUACUAGGCCUGCUGCACUACUUAGCUCUUUCCACAGGGUGGUAUUUCAGCUUUAAUAUGUUGUAAUUAAAAAACGUUUACAAAGUCA
Clarias gariepinus (North African catfish) is the source of this 1980-nucleotide messenger RNA. RefSeq names its product PDZ and LIM domain 3b (gene pdlim3b). Gene Ontology annotation, cellular component: stress fiber; Z disc; filamentous actin. The record is from RefSeq and is a predicted model, not a curated record. NCBI's taxonomy places the organism in Eukaryota, Metazoa, Chordata, Actinopteri, Siluriformes, Clariidae. Bases 211 to 1230 code for a protein of 339 amino acids. Gene Ontology annotation, molecular function: muscle alpha-actinin binding; actin binding. Gene Ontology annotation, biological process: heart development; muscle structure development; actin cytoskeleton organization. The transcript has 8 exons.